Messenger RNA from Pocillopora damicornis (cauliflower coral), 2557 nucleotides. RefSeq names its product pre-mRNA-processing factor 39. Gene Ontology annotation, cellular component: U1 snRNP; U2-type prespliceosome; commitment complex. Gene Ontology annotation, biological process: mRNA 5'-splice site recognition; RNA processing. Gene Ontology annotation, molecular function: pre-mRNA 5'-splice site binding; protein binding. The record is from RefSeq and is a predicted model, not a curated record. Lineage: Eukaryota; Metazoa; Cnidaria; Anthozoa; Scleractinia; Pocilloporidae.
UCGGAAAGUUUCGGGAAAGGUUCGUUGCACUAUUUAUUGACCAGUUUCUCUCACUCGUUUGUUGCAGCAAACCCUGGCUAACAUGGCGGCCGUUCAGGAAGGGCUGGUGGGUAACGAGGUUGAAUCCAGCGAAUAUCCUUUUCAUCCUGUAGCGGCGAAGGACAACGGUGAAAAUACGGCAGAGGGUGAUAAUGAUGCAAACAUAACUGAAACGAAGGCAAAUGGUUCCAUUGGUGACGAAGAUUCUACAAAUGCCCCAGUACUGGAAGGAGAAGUUGUCAACGAACAAGAAUUGAAGUACUGGAAGGCUGUGAAGGAAAACCCCGCGGAUUUUACAAGUUGGACGUAUCUCUUGCAGUUUGUCGAACAAGAGAACAAACUGUCAUCUGCUAGGCAAGCAUUCGACGCCUUUUUUAAACGUUACCCUUAUUGUUAUGGGUACUGGAAGAAAUAUGCUGACCUGGAAAGGAAAAAUGGAAACAAUGACAGAGCUAGAGAGGUAUUUGAGGGUGCUAUUUCAGCCAUUCCUCUCAGUGUGGAUUUGUGGGUACAUUACCUCAACUUUGUUUCUCAAAGUACCAAAGGUCAGAUUGAUGGCCCAGAGGUCAUGCGCAGUUUAUUUGAAAGAGCAGUGUCAUCGGCUGGAGAAGAGUUCCGUGCAGACAAACUUUGGGAUGCUUACAUUGACUGGGAGAAAAAUCAAGGCCAACUGCAAAGAGUAACAGCUUUAUAUGACAGAGUCUUUUAUGUUCCUACCCAGAAUUACAGCCAGAACUUUGAAAAGUUUAAACAACACAUAAACUCCAACCCUAUUGCUGCGGUAUUGUGCACCGAGGAACUUCUUAAGCUGAGGGCAGAGGUUGCAGCUGCUCCCCCUGGCCUGUCAUCAGCCGAGGUGGAACCUCUUAUAAGUGUAACCUCUUCCUCGGCUAAUCCACCAGGUGUUGAUGGAGAUGCUGAUGCUGAUGAAGUAGCUCCUGGAACUGAAAACCUUACCAUUCCUGGAGCUGAAAGCUCUGUCACUUCCCAGGAUGAUGCUGAAACUAUUGCAAUCAGAGAAAAAGUAAUUGCAGCAAGACAAAAAGUAUUUACUGCAUUAGGAGAAGAAGUGAGAAAGCGCUGGACAUUUGAGGAGGCCAUAAAGAGACCAUAUUUCCAUGUCAAACCACUUGAACGUGUCCAGCUAAAGAACUGGAGAGAAUAUCUGGAUUUUGAAAUUGGCAAUGGUGAUCAUAGAAGGGUUGUGAUUCUCUUUGAACGUUGUGUAAUUGCAUGUGCAUUGUAUGAGGACUUUUGGCAAAGAUUUGCUAGUUACAUGGAAGCACAUGAUGUGGAAGCAUGCCGCCAUGUAUACGAGAGAGCAUGCACAAUACACCUUCCAAGGAAACCUUCCAUUCAUUUAGCAUGGGCUGCUUUUGAAGAACAGCAAGGAAAUGCUGCCAAGGCAUCAGAGAUUUUGGCUGAGUUAGACAAGGGUGUUCCUGGUAUAAUAAUAGUGAAGCUAAAGAGAGUAAACCUGGAAAGACGGAGGGACAACUUUGAAGUUACUUGUACUCUCUAUGAAGAGACCAUGAAUGAGACUAGUGACCAGGAGUUAGCAACAUUUUUUGCUAUUAGAUACUCCCGAUUUUUAGCAAAGGUCAUGGGUAAUGUGGAGAAAGCAAGAGAGGUCUUGAAGGUUGCCCUUGAAAAAGAUAAGGAUAACAAGAGGUUGUAUCUUCAGCUUUUGGAUGUAGAGCUUUCUUCAUUUCCAUUGAAAGAAGAAAAGGUUCUAGAAGUCUUUGAUUUGGUGAGAGACAGUGAGCUGAACACAGAAGUCAAACAAGGUUUCUCUCAAAGACAAGUUGAAUUUCUUGAAGAUUUCAGUGCUGACAUUACCAAAAUAAUGGCUGCUCAGGAAAAUCAUGCUAGACUUUAUAAAGGAAAAUCUUCCUUGAUCCCAUUGACUGGCAGUAAAAGGUCACAAGAGGGAGAUGGUAGUUCAGACAUCAAAUCCAAAGUAUCAAAAACAGAAGAUGGAAUAGUGGAAAAUAGUCAACAUGCUACCAGCACUGCACUGACAGGAGCAGAAACAUACGAUGCGUCAUAUCCAUCAGCAGCAGCCUACUCUGCUGCGGCAUCUGCUUAUAACUAUUCCACACCCUUACAGAGCCAGUGGGCAGCCUACUCAGCUGCACAGCCGAAUGCAUACAGCUAUAGUCAGUGGUAUCAGCAGUAUGGGGCUGCAUAUGGACAUCCUCACCAAACUGCCACACAGUAGUGUUUUUAUUUUGUUUUAUACACAGACCUAAGUCAAAAAUGAUGCAUGUACAUAGUUAGACAGACAUAGUGCUCUGCGUAGUCUCACAUGAGGACUUUUACUUCUUGAUAAAUAAUAUAAAGUGCAUGUCAGAUGAACAAUUUAAAAGUACUGUUUGUCAUAAAGCAGCUUAUUGUGUAGGGCUCCUUGACGACCAUCUGCAGCUGUUGUCAAAUUAAGCCAUGUGAACUUGUGAAAUGUUGAAAAUUUAGUGCUGGUAGUUUUUCCUUAGUUAUGUGUUCCAGUGCCGUUUCAAUU